AUGCAGAGACAGCCCCAGAUGCACACAGCCUCUUCAAAGUUUCAUCUGAUGUUUGUCGCACUCACCAAGAACUGGCUCCAUGAUUCUAGUCUUACAGAACGGGUGUCACCACGGUAUCUUUGUAAAAUGUCAACACUCAAUAUGAACUCCACAGCCCCUGAGGAAGAUCAGAAAGACUCCAGUGUUUUAUCAGAUAUUCAAACUCCCAGAAACUUUGCAGAGUGCACUGCGGCUGACUUCGGGAUUUCUGUAGAAAGCUUUAUCCCAGCUUCAGUGCCCUCUCAAAACCGUAAAGAAAAGUCCCGUCUUGCACAGUUAAAAAUGAGACGUAGGUCGAACAUCGGCGUUCGCGGCUCACCUGAGACCAACUCUCUGAUCCGUUUCAUCGCUCAGCAGAGGGCGAAGACGCCACCAGCUCAAGCCACUCCAGAGCUGGGGAAGAAGAGCCCGUUCAUGCCGCUGGUCGCCUCCACACUGAGACAGAAGAUCGCCUGCUUCCAGAGCCUGAUGGGAGUGGAGGAGAGCGAGGGCGCUGGAGGAUGCAUCACGACAAGAGAUGAUCUGUCUGAUGGCAAAAAUCUUCAAUCCGGUAAAGAAAACCACCCUCCCUCCAUGACCCUCCCACCGAACAAGAAGAGGCGCCUGGGGCCCACUCAGGGCUGUGGAGGCGAGAUUACAGAGAAUGACCACCCCCCUCCCAACCAGCUGGAGGAAAAACCACUACUAUCUGAUAAAAUUGUGGAGGCACCUGCUCAAGCUGUGGUCAUUUCGCCGCCGUUCCCUGGAGGAGAGUUGUCCGUGUCUCCAGACUCUCAGCUCUGGUCUCCCACUGACAACCAACAGGAGGUUGUUCUUGAACUUGAGAGAAUCCAACAGCCAUUGCCUGAUGACACCUCCAUAGCAGCUGCAAUGCAACCUGCCUCCCACCUCCACAGCCCAUCUAUCUCCUCUCUGCUGGAGAUGAAGCCUUCAGACUCCCUCAGCAGCCCUACAGUAAAGAAAAAGAAGCAGGUGCGUUUUGGAGAGCCUCUUCCUCCAGAGCUGUUUGAUAAGACCCUUCCUCCCAGCACCCCGCUGAAGAAGGGAGGUACACCCGCGAGGAUUCUGACUCCUGGAGAUGCACUGAAGAUGCGUUCGCUGCUAAAGACGCCACAGAGAGCUGACUCUCCCUGCACAUACUCUCCCUCCACAAAUCUGCUCUUUGCCUCUCCGGUCCUGUCCAUGCCCCGCGGCCAGAGGAUCAUGACUUCAGAGGAGGACACUGAAGAGAUGAGUGGAAAGAUUCCUUUUCCCAUGGAUGAGAUUGAGCUCGAAGCUGCCAUUGCUGAAGAGUCAUUAAAUGCUCAACCACUGAAGUUGGACACUGCUUUUAAUGAGGACUCCCUUUCCCUCUGUGUGACAGAAUGUGAAACUAAACCAGUGGAAAGCGGCUCCCCGGCGGACAGUCAGCCUCCAGAGCCAGAGGAGGAGCAUUCUGCUCAAACAGACACUGAAGCUGCAGCCUCUGGCACCAGAACAAGAAGGGGAAAGGCGACGCUUGACACAGCAGAGGCUACCUGUUCCAGUGGUCGUAAGAGAAAGCUGCCAGAAGAGAGUGAACCGGUGAAGAGGUCGUCACGCUCCGCAGCCAAGACGGCCUCUGGGAAGAUGAAGGCAAGUGCAGCUUCACGUCGCUGGAACAAGAAAGUGGACCGCACUCUCUACGGCUCUAGAGAAUACGCCUCCAAAAACCCCUCCCUCAGCCCCAUCACUGAGCGCCUGUCCAUGAGGCUCUUCAGGGCCACAGAAGAGCAUGUGGAGGACACGGUCCCAAGCCAGGAGCCUUGCCCCAACAUCAGCUGCAAGACAAAAUUCGUCGGCGUUCAACGAACCAGGAGGCGGUCAGGGUCAAAGGGCACAGGGAGAGCACUGAAGGGAAGAAAGGUUAGUGUUAGUAAUGGCCGAGCCGAUGCAGCAGUGCAUGACAGGAGCGAGGCAAGCUACGCUCAACAAGACGAGACGGAAGAACUCUCCAUAUAUGCAUCGCACACUGAUGGAGACGCUCGAAGUGACAUUAGUGCCAUGGACGUGUUCGAUACUCCAACAGCGGAGAAUGAGGAGUCUGCAUCGCCCGCUAUUGUGGAAGCGACCACAAGCUUUUUCCAAAGUGACAAACUCAAACGGGCAUCUGUACAAGUCAAACCCAGCCCGGAAAAGGUAUCAGACGAGAAAAUGAGCAGUGAAGUUGAGAGGAGACAUGGAGAACAGGCCUUAAGCCACCAGGAAAGUGCACUGUCACGGCCUGAUGAACACAAAGCAGAAGUAGCAGCAGCAGCAGCAGCAAGCCUUCCUCCCUGGCAUGAGGAAUUCAACUUCGAGGACGUGUUCAAGCCCGUCCCCACCAGAGGGCAGCGUUCCGUCCGACGCAGCCUGAGAAACCAGAGCAAUUUGGAUCCCAGCAGCAGCGGGGGAUUGGCAUGGCUUCCCCACGUCUCCCCAGAAUCCAUCAAGGAGUCCCGCAGGAGGACAAGGGGGCGUCGGCUUAGCGCCACUCUGCACGCGCCAGCCCUGGAGGUGACCCAGCCAUGA
This is a messenger RNA of Knipowitschia caucasica, 2568 nucleotides long. Lineage: Eukaryota; Metazoa; Chordata; Actinopteri; Gobiiformes; Gobiidae. The record is from the annotation of a GenBank genome assembly.